This is a messenger RNA of Closterium sp. Naga37s-1, 1905 nucleotides long. NCBI's taxonomy places the organism in Eukaryota, Viridiplantae, Streptophyta, Zygnematophyceae, Desmidiales, Closteriaceae. The record is from the annotation of a GenBank genome assembly.
AUGGCUGCAAAGUGCCCCAACAAGAAGAAAGAUACAACGCCCGCGGCAGCCGCGAACGUAGCUGAAGGAGACGGGAAGGGCGUGGCGCUCACCGUCGCGUGUUCGGCUGCAAAGUUGCUGGCCGACGACAAGGACUUGUGGUUUCUUGACUCAGGAUGCUCCCAACACAUGACCGGCCGCAAGGAGUGGUUCACGGUGAUCCGUGACCCAUCUGCAACGAAAUUAGUCAAAGGGUUUGAUGGUUCUAUGCAGGAAGUUGCCGGUGUUGGUGAGGUUUUGCUGGAGGGCACUAAUGGCUUGCGUGUGACCCUACAUGAUGUCCUCUUUGUGCCAGGAAUGAAGGCCAACUUGGUCUCCCCUGGGCAGCUCUUGGACAAGGGAGCAAAGCUGCAAACCGAGGAAGGUGUCACCCGCAUCAUCGCAUCAGGAGGUCAAGUGGCUGCAACGGCACGAUACCGCCAUCGCCUUCACUGCCUUGACCUGAAACCGGGGCCAGCAAGGAACGGUGCAACAGCUGUAGCGGCAUGCAACGGUACGGCGGCUGCAGCGGCAUGCACCGAUAUGGCGGGUGGAGCGGCGAGCAACGGCACAGGGGCUGCAUCGGCAUGCAAAGGCAGGGCGGCUGCGGCGGCAUGCAACGGCAGGGCGGCUGCGGCGGCAUGCAACGGCACGGUGGCUGCAGCAAUAUGCAACAAUACGGCGGCUACAGCGGCAUGCAAUGGCACGGCGGCUGAGGUGGCAUGCAACGGUAUGCCUAAGGCAUUUGCUGAGGUGGUGUCAAGCGCGCCGGAAGAGAAUGACGAAGCGGCCAGCCUCACAACAUAUGCGGUGGGGACCGAGGCGAUGCUCAACCUGCGGCACACUUACAUUGAGAAUGACCAUGCUGGUGCGGUGCAGUGGACAGCCGCAAACAGUGGCAUGCUAGGCAUGGACCUAGAGAAAGGAGGGGAGGACACGUCGAGCGCCUCCUCCCAAGAAGCCAAACUCACUCGUCAAACGCUUCCGCUGCCUGACGAGCGAGAGGGGGAGGUUCUUGGAAUGGUCCAUGGCCCUGAGCAGAAUCAGCCGCCGUCACGUACCGUCAUCAUAAUCUCAGUGCCGUCCGUGCAAGGGGGCGAACAACCGUUUGAUCGUUCGGUUGACCCUGCGGGCAGCAACGCAACCAUAGCUCCGCCAGCUCUCUGUCCAUUCUUAGCUGCUGGCGUGGCACCUGUAGGACCAGAGGUUGGUCCCUCUGCAGAUGAACGACGUGCAGCUGAUGAGGACAAGGAAGGAGAUGCAACGGACCUGAAAUCGGCGGCAACCCAUGGGAAGGACCCCAUACCCACGGUUCCGCCCCUCCAGCCCACUCCCCCACCCCCAUGUCAUUCUAGCAGGUCCAACAAGGGUAUGCCACCUGUUCGGCUUCCCGCAUCCACCAUGACAGCCUCGGAUGCGGUUGAUGGCAACAACAUGUACGGCAUUGCAUUCCUUGCUCGAGGUGCUUAUGGCACGGACAUCUACUAUGAUGUGGAGUACUUGAAUGAGGUUGAUGAGGAGGAAGGGGGAUUGGGGAGCGUCAUCAUCAACCUCGGAGUAACCUUGACCGGACCUGAAGGCAAGGUGGUGGACAAAGGUCUCCUCGUGGUGGAAUACAUGUCAUCCACGGAAGGCUAUCUUGGUCUGCAGAUUGUGCGCGACCGCCCCAACAAGACACUCCUCCUGCACGAGAAUGCAUAUGUGGCGAAGGUGCAGCAGCGGUUCUUCAAGGGGGCGCCACCAAAGAAGCAGCCGAUCACCCCUCUCUCCUCUACCAGCUUUGUCAUAGAGGAUGCUGAGCUGUUUGCCGAUCGCACCAUGACCGACCGCCUUGCAGCAGCAGCCGGGCUGGUCCAGCGUGCUCCUGACAGCAAGGGGGCGUGUUAG